AGGAAUGUAGCUUUCCUCUGCACAUACCCACGGAAUCCCAAAAGACGAACAGCUGUAGGUAAUCAUCCAAUCUCUUUUCAUCCCCGACUACUCACUGUUGUCAGUAUCACGAUUUAUCAAGUCAGCAUGCGCCCAUUGCAUUAUGCAGCGCUACACCUCCUGGCGGGCGUAUGCCUUGGGGCCCCUCGCGUGACGGAAUCCGUGUUCGACCUUGAUGUGGAUGACCCGUGGGAAUCAUUGACUCGUGCGGAUUCAAGUCUGGAAUCCGACUUUCUCUGCGAUUCAGCCGGGAUUGAAGAUCAGCAUCUCCUUUCCGAUGAGGAGGAUGCCUUGCUUGCGGAUGACAGCUACCCUGCAAACAACCUCAUCUUCCAAGACCCUCACCAAGUCCCAAUCAUUAGGCCAUCGUCUCCGUUCUAUCCCUUGGCAGAAUCAAAAGUCUCUGUGCAAAUCCGAGGGAUCCCCAAAGGCAAGGCAAAGAAAGUUAUUCUCGAGACGCCAGAUCUUGGGCAGUGGAAUCUUUCCGUCACUGCCCGAGCUCCUAACUGUCCUGAAACAAAGCCUGGUUCCACCAAAUUGCGAUGCCAAUGGGACAGCUACUACUAUACCCGCUGGACUCAGUUCACCUUGCAACUGGGAGAAUACAGCGACUCAAAGAUCGACAUCCCAAUUACCUUGAAAACAUAUGUUGGAGAUACCGUGGACACUACCAAGGGAAGGAUUCAGUGGACGGUGCGCCAUCCCAAGGCAUACAAGCAGACGGAGCCCGACAAGUUUCCCCAGCCGCGCACACUGGUGGUAAAUGCCUUGCCAUCCGCAGAGAGUGAGAAAAAACGACUGCGGCAGUGGUUUAACUGGGCCGAUUUCCAACCGACUGGGUUCUACCUCAAUCCCAAUACCCCGCUCAAGGUCCUGUGUUCUUCGCAGCAUAAAUCGGGUCCACAGCCGCAGCUUCUGAUCGGGACUCCUGCGUUAGGGGAUCCUGAUUCCGAUAGAGAAAGCAGGCCAAACAGCUUGGAAGAGCUCCCGCCAUUAAAAGGCGGCCUCAAUAUCGUAUCAAGCCCGAUUGGUGGCAUCAUAUAUGUACGAUAUACUUCCGAUUCCGAUACCUGGCCACGCCCUGAUUUUAUCCACCUGAGCGGAGACGCAGCUCAGCCCAUUCCCUUCUUUAUAGAAGGCCAGACCACAGAGCGUCAAUGGAAACAAAUGCUCGAUCUUACCACGAAAUAUGCAGACAAGGGUCAGGACCAGCAGAGCCUUCUCGAUACCCAUGCAGAGAUCAUCUAUGCUCAGAAUAAGAUGAGUGGUCUCAGUUUCGACGCUUCCGAUCCUCGGGAUAGAGCGAGUGAGCUUCGACCGAUGGUAGUCGAAACCAAACGCGGAAAUCCCAAUGCGUACACCUACCGAGCUGCCAUGCCGCCUACAUAUGAUGAUAGCAUCUGGUGGGUGCCUAGAGUCCGUACUUCAUGGGGCAUGUGGCAUGAGUACGGCCACCAACGACAACACGUUCCAACAUGGAGUUGGUCCGGGCUGGCAGAGGUCACGGUCAAUAUCUACUCUCUCGCGGCGAUGCGUCACUUUGAUCCCAAUGCCCACCAGGAUGUCAAGUAUUGGAACGAGGCGAAGAAGUACCUCGCCGAACCCGAUAGUAAAAAGGACUUCGACAAUGGUGCUUUUGAAGGGUACAACAAACUCUACGUCAAGCUCGUUAUGUUUGAGCAGCUCCGCGUGGUCUUUGGUGAUCCCUUCUAUCAUCGUCUGCAUCAAGUUUCUCGGCGGACAUCCGACCAACCGCAAGCUGACAGAAAACACUUCUUCAUGACCACUGCGUCGGAGGUCACAGAGGUUGAUUUGUCUGAAUAUUUCAUUAAAUGGGGCCUAAAGCCCGAAAAACGCUCCCUCGAUUCCAUGAAGAAACACCGCAAGCCUAGCGAGGACUACACCAAACGGCCCGUUUUCGGAGGAGAGUAACGGAAAGAACAGAAUGGAACAUAUGGGGCAUGGACAUUGUAUGCAAAUCUAGUUAACUGGCCUCAGGGUCGUGGCGCGGACUUAUUAUGGUCACUUAAAUCAAG
Aspergillus wentii DTO 134E9 is the source of this 2075-nucleotide messenger RNA. RefSeq lists its product as uncharacterized. NCBI's taxonomy places the organism in Eukaryota, Fungi, Ascomycota, Eurotiomycetes, Eurotiales, Aspergillaceae. The transcript has 3 exons. The record is from RefSeq and is a predicted model, not a curated record. The coding region runs from base 127 to 1971 and encodes 614 amino acids.